Molecule: messenger RNA, 681 nt
Organism: Gongylonema pulchrum
Lineage: Eukaryota; Metazoa; Nematoda; Chromadorea; Rhabditida; Gongylonematidae
Source: the annotation of a GenBank genome assembly
AUGGCGCUGUCUCGUGGUGGACGAAUGUCAUCGUUGCCCGGUGGUUUCGAAAUGACGAAACUGCUCAGUGCCACCGAAAUAGCGAACAAUUUGAACGAAUUAUUCCCCGAAAUUCAUUGCACCCCAGCUGAUAUCCAAAAACCAACGUGUGAUGUAGUAUGCGAGAUAUAUUGGUACAUCACCCGGCAGAUCAUGGAUAUUCCGGAUACUGCGUACACGAUGCUGCCGUUUACGUUUCAUAGCGAAUUCGGUAACGAACUAUUCCAAAAAGCGUGGCUAAAAAUGGUUGUUUUUGAAGCGAUAUCGGCAGUUGUGGAAGAUAUUUCAUCAGAUGAGACGCAGUUCACGUUGCUGGAUAUGAUUGCACCGAGAGCCGAUACCACUCGAAUUUUCCUUUCAAUGCUUAUCAAUUUCAUUCAUUUUUCAUCUGCCAUAACGAAGGCGAAAAAACGGGAUUUUAUCGAAUUAGACAAUCAGGCGGAACGCCUGGAUGCGGAAUGCAAUUUUGACAAACAGACGUACGAUGAGUUGCAAACAAGGAUAUGCGUUCUGCAGCAAGAAUUCAAGGAAACAUAUGAAGAAGUUCAAAAUUUGGAGAGUGAACUGAAGGCAUUAACAGAAACCAACAACGAAGAACAAACGAAAUUGGUACCGGUUUUUUAUCUUUUUGGCAAAUUAUAA